GAAAGUGUUCAGGGCAGGGCAGCUGAUAAAGGAACUCACACACACCAACAUGAAGAAAACCUGCACCAACUGAAGACUUUAAAUACACAAACACAGCUUCAGUGAGUCUUAUUCUGUCAGGAUGACGGAGUGUCAAACAGAUUUUGCGGAGGAGGAGAAGAUGGAACUUGAGCGACUGAAGAUGCACAAAGAGACCCUGCUGGAGGACAUUGAAAAACUAAAGAACCAGAUUGAAAACGUCAUGGCAGAUAUUCAGGGCUUCAAAUCUGCAGAAGACAAUAAAAUACAAGAGAGAGAGAAGCGCUUCAGCAGUGGAAAGAAGAAGUUUAACAUGGACCCUAAGAAGGGUGUGAAGUAUCUUGUGGAGAAUGAGCUGCUGGAUUGGAAAGCAGAGCCAGUGGCUGAGUUCCUGUAUAAAGAGGAAGGACUGAACAAGACGGCCAUCGGAGAGUUCCUGGGGGAGAGAGAGGAGAUGAACCUCCUGAUCCUGAAAGCGUUUGUGGACCUGCACGAGUUCUCACAUCUGAACCUGGUUCAGGCGUUACGGCAGUUCUUGUGGAGUUUCCGUCUGCCGGGUGAAGCUCAGAAGAUCGACCGUAUGAUGGAAGCUUUUGCCACACGCUACUGUAACUGUAUCCCGGGUGUGUUUCAGUCCACAGACACGUGUUAUAUUCUGUCGUUUGCCAUCAUCAUGCUGAAUACGAGUCUACACAACCCCAACGUGAAGGACAAAACCACGCUGGAGCGAUUCAUCAGCAUGAACAGAGGAAUAAACAACGGCAGCGACCUGCCUGAUGACCUGCUGACGAAUCUGUACAACAGCAUUCGCAACGAACCCUUCAAGAUCCCAGAGGAUGAUGGGAAUGAUCUGACACACACAUUCUUCAAUCCUGACAGAGAGGGCUGGCUCCUGAAACUGGGCGGUCGAGUGAAAACAUGGAAAAGACGCUGGUUUAUUCUUACUGAUAACUGCUUGUAUUAUUUUGAGUAUACAACGGAUAAAGAGCCGCGUGGGAUAAUUCCACUGGAGAAUCUGUGUGUGAGAGAAGUUUCUUUUCCUCGCAAACCGUAUUGUUUAGAAUUGUAUAAUCCUAACAGCAGAGGUCAGAGAAUCAAAGCUUGUAAGACAGAAACAGACGGUCGUGUGGUGGAAGGCAAACAUCAGUCAUACACGAUCUGUGCUGCUGCAGCCGAGGAGAGAGAUGAUUGGAUAGAAUCUAUCAGGGCCAGCAUUACCAAAGAUCCAUUCUAUGAUCUCGUGUCUAUCAGAAAGAAAAAGGUCAUCAAUAAAACUCCUGAGUGACAUCA
Messenger RNA from Triplophysa dalaica, 1308 nucleotides. It is a transcript of the gene cyth4b, whose product is annotated as cytohesin 4b. Lineage: Eukaryota; Metazoa; Chordata; Actinopteri; Cypriniformes; Nemacheilidae. The coding region runs from base 122 to 1303 and encodes 393 amino acids. Gene Ontology annotation, molecular function: guanyl-nucleotide exchange factor activity. The transcript is spliced from 13 exons. Gene Ontology annotation, biological process: regulation of ARF protein signal transduction. The record is from RefSeq and is a predicted model, not a curated record.